This is a messenger RNA of Pteronotus mesoamericanus, 1671 nucleotides long. Its product is annotated as KIAA1143 ortholog. The transcript is spliced from 3 exons. The coding region runs from base 80 to 544 and encodes 154 amino acids. The record is from RefSeq and is a predicted model, not a curated record. NCBI's taxonomy places the organism in Eukaryota, Metazoa, Chordata, Mammalia, Chiroptera, Mormoopidae.
GAAGUGAGGUCACGAGUAGGCGCCGUCGCCUUUGCACAAUCUUGAGGCCCGCGGGGGACCCGUCUUCCCCUGAGCGACCAUGAGCAAACGGAACCAGGUGUCUUAUGUGCGGCCAGCCGAGCCGGCGUUCCUAGCCCGCUUCAAGGAACGGGUCGGCUACAGGGAAGGGCCCACCGUAGAGACCAAGAGAAUCCAGCCUCAGCUCCCAGAUGAGGAUGGUGAUCACAGUGACAAAGAAGAUGAACAGCCUCAAGUGGUGGUUUUAAAAAAGGGAGACCUGUCAGCUGAAGAAGUCAUGAAAAUUAAAGCAGAAAUAAAGGCUGCCAAAGCAGAUGAAGAACCAGCUUCAGCGGAUGGAAGAAUCAUGUAUCGAAAACCAGUCAAGCGUUCCACAGAUGAAAAAUACUCAGGUUUAACAGCAAGUUCAAAAAAGAAAAAGACAAACGAAGAUGAAAUAAAUAAGCAGGACUCAGUUAAAAAGAACUCACAAAAGCAAAUCAAAAACAGUAGCCUCCUUUCUUUUGACAGUGAAGAUGAAAAUUAAUAAGUAUAAACAUUUUGGACUGAGUCUUUAGGAGCAUAUGGGGUGUUUUUAAAAAUAUUUUUUCCUAUUAUAAAGAUAAUACAAGUGCAUUACAGGAAAUUUAGAAAAUAAAAGUUAGUAAGAUAAAAAUUGUCCACCUACCAAUACUCCUUUGACUUGAAAUGCUAACUGUAGACAAAAACUAGUAUAGUAUUCACUUUGUUAAAUCCCAUGUGGGGUGUGUAUGUAUGUAAGUUGUAUUUUUAACAAAAUUGAGAUUUUAUUGUGUCUGUUCUCUAUCCUGCUUCUCACUUGACAUUAUUUUUUGAGUAUUUUUUCCGGUUAGUAAAAUUCAAGCACCCGACAUUAAUAGCUACAUUAAUUUAACUUUGUAAUUAAACAGAUCCCUUAUUGUAUCUUUCUCAUUAGCAAAACCCCACUUUGGUGGGAGAGACAAUAAUGUGUCUAGGUAAGAAUACUUCCCUACCUCCUGCCAAGGGUAGCCACAUGAGAGUUCUGGCAAGCUAUGAGAUGUGAGUGGGUCUCCUACAGGUAAGGAUCUAAUACAAACGAUCUUGAUACAAAUUAGGAUCUAAUGUAGAACAUGGUGACUGUAGUUGGUAAAACUAAAAGAGAAAUACAAGUAGAAGUCUGCUUAAUAAAGCUACUGGGAUUUUUGAUACCAAAGGACAGAUUUGGCAAGCAUGAACCUUUGUCCAGUUUUACUGAGAAAUACAUAAAUCACUAAGUUUAAGGAGUAUGGCAUAAUGGCUUGAUUUACAUCUAUUGUGAACAGUAUUUGAAUAUUUUUAAAGCUUUUGAUGCUUACUUUCAAAUUGCUUUCUAAAGAGGUUUUUUACCAUUUUAUUCAUUUACCAUCUACAAGAGCCCGCUUUGCCUCAUCCAUGAUAACAGUGCACAAGCCAUGGGCUAGAGAACCUGUCUUUUGAUUUUUGUCAGUUUGGUAUAUUGAAAAUGGUGUUUACUAUUUAAAUUUAAUUGACAUUUCCUGUGAUUUACCAGGGAGGCUAAACUGUUUCUCAUAUUUAGCAGACUAUUUUGUAUUUCUUUGUCCAAUUAAUUUUUUGUUGAUUUCCCAUUAGUAUAGUCAUAUUUUUCUUAUUAAUUUGUAAAUUAUGUAAUCUAUC